CUUUUAAAUAUUGCGGCUACUUCCGUCCUGUCUGAGCAGUGGAUGCGUCGUCUGCAGCGGUGAGGUCAACAUCUGUCCGACUGAAACCAUUCCAGGAUUUAUUCACAAACGAACCGCCUGAAGCAACCAGUUCUAGAGCCCGAGCUUGUUGUUCACCAGCUGACGGACGCGUCUUCCUGUCGGUGUUUGUCUCGUGCGUCACGCGCCUCUUGGUACCAGCUGCUGUGGCUCGUGUUCGGAGCAGGUGUCGGGCCUCCAGGCGGACGAUGAGCGGUUCUGUCUGGCUGACCGGGUUUGGGUUCGGAGCCCAGUGUAGUUGACUUCAGUAGAUUCCAGCUCCUGCGCUCUGGAACCAGUCAGACCUGCGCUGUGAUUGCGUCAGGUGGCUUCUGGAUGCAGGCUUCAGCCACAGACUGAGUCCAGAACCUCUGACCCGGCUCCUGAAGGCCGACGUGGGCGAUGGACAGCCGCGGCAGCAGCGUGUCCGAGUCGUGGCUGGCGGGUCGAGGGAGGGGCUCCGUCAACACGGCGUCCAACUCCCUGAGGGGCGACUCGUACGAAGCGGGGCAGAAGAAGUGCAUCUCUGACGUGAGGAGGACCUUCUGCCUCUUCGUCACCUUCGACCUCUUAUUCAUCACCCUGCUCUGGAUCAUAGAGCUCAAUGUGAACGGGGGCAUUCAGAAGCAGCUGCAGCAGGAGGUCCUGCACUACGACUACCACGCGUCCUUCUUCGACAUCUUCCUCCUGGCCGUCUUCAGGUUCGCCGCUCUCAUCCUGGCCUACGCCGUCUGCAGGCUGCGCCACUGGUGGGCCAUCGCGGUCACCACUGCGGUCUGCUGCGCCUUCCUCAUCGUCAAGGUGAUCCUGUCCAAGCUGCUCAGCCAGGGCGCCUUCGGAUACCUGCUGCCCAUCAUCUCCUUCGUGCUGGCCUGGAUCGAAACAUGGCUGCUCGACUUCAAAGUUCUGCCUCAGGAGGCCGAGGAAGAAAACCGGUAUCGGCCGCUCGGGGAGGCUGUGCAGAGACCUCCCCUCCUGCACCCGGGUCCAGUGUCUGAGGGUCAGUUCUACUCCCCUCCAGAGUCGUUGGCAGACUCUGACGAGGAUCUGGACGAUAAACAGGACCCAGAAAAAGGCCUCCUUCCUCGUCUGGCCUGACAGGUCGUCCCCCCUCUUCCACGGCCGCCAUCUUGGUUUUACCCGUCUUUCAGGGCUUUCCUGAGAUCAGCCUCCUGCUGCAUGUACAGUUUUUGUUUAAACGCCUGUGUAAGUGAAUGACUUUGCUUUGCCGCAUUAAAGAACCUGGACUUUAAGGAGAACUCCGUUUGUACAGGAACCUGCACAUCGCUCCAAUAAAAAUAAAUGCUUUUCUACACACUCAAA
This is a messenger RNA of Betta splendens (Siamese fighting fish), 1380 nucleotides long. It is a transcript of the gene stard3nl, whose product is annotated as STARD3 N-terminal like. The coding region runs from base 460 to 1155 and encodes 231 amino acids. The transcript is spliced from 11 exons. The record is from RefSeq and is a predicted model, not a curated record. NCBI's taxonomy places the organism in Eukaryota, Metazoa, Chordata, Actinopteri, Anabantiformes, Osphronemidae.